Heterobilharzia americana is the source of this 829-nucleotide messenger RNA. Lineage: Eukaryota; Metazoa; Platyhelminthes; Trematoda; Strigeidida; Schistosomatidae. The record is from the annotation of a GenBank genome assembly.
GUUUUGAAUCCAGCACAUCCUUUAGUCUCUCCAGGAUGAUGCAGCAUAAUAUUUUGCUUGGGGUAUAGAGGAGCGUGAUUCUGCGCCAGUCCUUGCAAACACUGAAGUCUCCCAUCUUCAGAAGCUUAACAAGGUAGCCUUUCGUCCAAUCGCCAGGUAACUUUCGUGGCUUCCAUACCUUCUGCAAUAGUGGUGUGAGCAUGUCCGAUGCUGUUGUCUCUGCGUCUGCUCUCAGUGCUUCUGACGGGAUCCCAUCUGGUCCUGCUGCUUUCCCACAUUUCAGUAGCUUUAUGGCGCUCAGGACUUCCACUUUUGUUGGAGGAUUUAUGUUCACUUGUAGUUCUGUGGCUGCAGGUGGUAUUUCUGGACGAAGUGCAGCUGGUGUUGGUGGUCGAUUCAAGAGCUUAUUGAAGUGGUCGGCCCAUCGUUUCCUUUGUUUCUCUUCUUUGGUAAUUAGAUUUCCGUCAUCGUCUUUUAUUGGUUUCGUCUGCGUUGAUCUCUUCCCAGAUAGUAUUUUGGUUAUUUGGUAUAAUGUUAUCAGGUCUCUCCUACCAGCAGCCUGUUCUGCUUCAGUUGGUAGUGUGUCGUAGAGGUGUCUUUUGUCUUUCCGCACACUCUUCCUCACUUCUCUGUCCAGUGUAGUGUCUUAUAGGAUGUGUUCAGUUCCUCUUCUCGUCGUUCAUCCUCGCACUGGUUUGUCUUCUGCUUCACCAUCCUCCUCUCCCUGAUCUAUCAGCUUCCAUAUGUCCUUCCAGAUCCAUUCCUUAUCUUCUUUCUUCUUCCUUCCUUAUUACGGCUGUGCAGAUUUCUUUCCACAUAGCUUUCAAAG